AAAAGAAAUGAAUAAUGUGAGAGAGAUAGAGGUGCCGAAUGGUGUUCAUCAUCUAAUUAGCGUUUUAAGAGUAUGGAUGUUCCUCGUUUUCCUUCGCCUAUAAAAGUUCGUUUUGCCUUCGAUUUAGUCGAGGUUGAGCACAUUCCCUUCUCUGAACAUUUCUCUGUCUUUCUCUCUCUAUUUCGGUCGGCGGAGUAAAAAUGGCUGAUGCUUAUUGGCGUUAUAGCACCAGCAGCCAACAAGCUGCGGCGGCGGCGGCGGCGGCGGCAGCUGCGCUUCCUCAAAAUAUCCUUGCUAAGAGACCUCGCACUGAAUACGGUGCCCCAAGUGGUCCUGAAUAUCCUGGCUAUUAUGGCCAUGUUGAUGAAAGGGGAAUGCCUGGAGUCAUCAGCGACGCAGAUCCUCUCGAAGCAUCCUACGAGCGCUACCUCCAUAGUGGGCAGAUUCCUUCCCAUGUUGCCGGUGAGUCUGCAAGAUCCAUGAAUAAUGGAAUUAGCAUCCAUCCUAUUGAAGCUCCCCGUGUUAUGGGCAUUGGGGGAUCUGACCCGCUAGCUUUCAAAGGCAGAAAUGUUGGAAUGCCAGGUGGCAGACCAGAAGUUACCCUUCCUCCGGAUGCUAGCAGUACAUUGUUUGUUGAGGGUUUGCCUGCGGAUUGUACAAGAAGAGAGGUGUCACAUAUAUUCCGCCCUUUUGUAGGUUACAAAGAAGUUAGGCUGGUACAAAAAGGAUCAAAACACGCUGGAGGCGAUCCAUUGAUUCUUUGCUUUGUUGAUUUCGCGAGUCCACUUCAUUCUGCUGCUGCAAUGGAUGCCUUACAAGCUUGCAAACCACAUAGGAGAUAUAAACCGCACUAGGCAAGUGGCAAGCUCCAUGCAACAAGUUUAUGGCUGAUCAGAAAACGGAGGCGGGAGGCCCACCUCUCAACCACUCAAACCAUGCCAUUCCCUGGUGGGUAAUUGAUUUGAAGAGCAAAAGAUUUCAUCACAAGCAUUUUCAGUUACUAGACAGCAGUUGGCAACUGAGUAGUUCCGACGUAUCUUAGCUUCAAUUUUCAUCUUCAUAGAUCAUGUUAAUGGGAGUAAAAAGCCAAGAGUAUGGACAGAAAAGUGCAUCCUCCGUUCCCGGGAUUGAUAGCUUUUGGUUGGGAUGGUAGUUUCUUAAAGCAUCAAAAUAUCGAGGAAGCAGAGAUGACCGUACUAUAGUUCCUUAUUCAGGUAGCGGCACAAUUUUAGCUUCUGUAGUAAUCUUAUUAUGUAAUAAUGUUAUGGCCAAAUCCAUCUAUAGCCCCUCAAAUUUGUCUUUAAAAUUCACUUAAACUCCUAAAUUAAGGCUUGUACCUAUUAAAUCUCUAAACCCCCCAA
Messenger RNA from Capsicum annuum, 1361 nucleotides. Its product is annotated as RNA-binding protein 1. The record is from RefSeq and is a predicted model, not a curated record. The transcript is spliced from 6 exons. The coding region runs from base 201 to 854 and encodes 217 amino acids. Lineage: Eukaryota; Viridiplantae; Streptophyta; Magnoliopsida; Solanales; Solanaceae. Gene Ontology annotation, molecular function: mRNA binding.